UUCAAGGAGGAACUGCUGUGCCCCAUCUGCUAUGAGCCUUUCCGGGAAGCCGUGACACUUUGCUGCGGCCACAACUUCUGCAAGGGCUGCGUGAGCCGUUCCUGGGAGCACCAGCGCCACGUCUGCCCCGUCUGCAAGGAGCCCUCCUCCUUCGACGACCUGCGCGUCAACCACACACUCAACAACCUGGUGGAGAUGAUCCUCAAGGAUGAAGGGCAGCGGCAGGGCCGGGCGGCCGCCCUCUGUCCCGUGCAUCAUGAAGAAGCCAAACUCUUCUGCCUGGAGGAUAAGGAGCUGGCAUGCUUCGUCUGCCAGAGUUCCAAGCAGCACGAAGGGCACAAGAUGCGGCCGGUGCAGGAGGUGGCAGAGGAUUUCAGGGCCAAGCUGAAGAACAUGGAGACUUCCCUGCGGGAUAAGGCAAAGGAUUUCGGGGCUGUGCAUCGCUCCUAUGAGUCCAUCUCAAAGCACAACCAGUUGGAAGCGGUGCGGCUGGAGGAGCAGAUCAGGAAGGAGUUUGAGAAGCUGCACGAGUUCCUGCGGGAGGAGGAGAAGGCGCUGCUGGCCCAGCUGCAGGAGGAGGCAAGGCACAAGCGCAGCACCCUUGAGGGCAAGAUGAAACAGCUGGCAGACGAGAGCCGGGCCCUGGUCAACGAAGCCCGCCAGCUCCAGGUGGACCUCAAGGAGGAUGACUACACCUUCCUCAUGACCCACAAGAACCGCAAGCGCAGGAUUGCCUGCACAGCUGAAGAGCCGGAGCCUGUGCAGUCAGGGAUGCUUCUUGAUGUUGCCAAGUACCUGGGCUCACUGCAGUACAAUGUGUGGAAGAAGAUGCUGGACAUCAUCACCGUAGUCCCCUUUAGCUUCAACCCCAACUCGGCAGCGGGCUGGCUCUCAGUGUCCGAGGACCUCACCAGCGUCACCAACGGGGGCUACAAGCUACUGGUGGAGAACCCCGAGCGCUUCACCUCAGCCCCCUGCAUCCUGGGCUCCUGUGGUUUCUCCACCGGCUUCCACACAUGGGAGGUGGACCUGGGCGCCAUCAAGAACUGGCGGGUGGGGGUGGCCCGGCUGCGCAGUGGCAACCACUGGACCUUCCAUCACGAUGCUCGCUCCGGCUUCUGGUACAUCUACUGCCUGUCCGGGAAGGACAGCGAGCUGUGCCGAGCCUCCAACAUGGCGCGGUCAGAGACAGCGCUGGGCAACGUGAGACGGAUCCGCGUGGAGCUGGACUGUGACGAGGGGGAGCUCUCCUUCUAUGAUGCUGACCACAAGACCCACAUCUACACCUUCCAUGAGAAGUUCGGUGGCACCGUCUUCCCCUACUUCUACAUUGGGGGUAGACCGGUGGGCACAAUGCCCAAUGCGCUCCGCAUCUGCCCCCUCCGGGUCCGUGUCCAUGAGGAUGUGCCCGUCUAG
Messenger RNA from Nestor notabilis (Kea), 1416 nucleotides. It is a transcript of the gene TRIM35, whose product is annotated as tripartite motif containing 35. Lineage: Eukaryota; Metazoa; Chordata; Aves; Psittaciformes; Psittacidae. The transcript has 6 exons. The record is from RefSeq and is a predicted model, not a curated record. Gene Ontology annotation, molecular function: zinc ion binding; protein binding. Gene Ontology annotation, biological process: positive regulation of apoptotic process; innate immune response. The annotation marks the transcript as partial.